AUGAAUAGUUCCUCCGAUCUUCUACAAAAGAUUGCUAAGCUAGUCCAAGAACAUAUCGGUGUGCCUGACGAGGACUGGACAAUCUCUCGCUUCCUUAAGAACUUGUACGUGGAGUCUAAUGCCAAAAGUUCACAAUACGCAAAUUACAGAAUAGUAGUUAACUCGAACGGCGGAGAUGAAUUUCCAGACGCUUUUUUGAAGAGUGUUUUUGAAAUCCUACAUGCACAAGGUCUUGGUAUACAAAAAAAGGCUGUGGUGGUUGAGAAAUCAACACUAUUACCUGACGAUGUAUUGGUCAGCCAGGAUCUGACCAAUGGACCUUCACAAAAGACACAAACUACAUUUACUUCUUCAGCAUCUCGUAAGAGUGAUUCCAUCAGCAAUAAGCUGCCGAGAAUGGGGUUCGGAGGAAGAACCUUAGAUCCUAUCCAAAACACAAAUAUGCCUACGGUGGUGCCACGGAUGAGUAGAGAUCCUUCUGUCGAGGUUGGACGUGUUUACAAGGGAUCAGUCUCUAAUAUAGUACCGUAUGGUGCCUUUAUCAAAAUACAAAACUCCGAAAUUGUGGGCCUUUGUCAUAUUUCUGCGAUGCUGUUCGAUGGCAGAACUAGAAUACGACAUCCACUGGAUGUAUUGCAAGCAGACAAGGAUCUCUAUGCGAAGGUGGUUAAGAUUGUCACCGCACAUGGUGGUGUUAAGAAGAUCUCAUUAUCGAUGGUGGGCAUCGAUCAGAUCACCGGUGUGGAUCAUCUGGAUCUGCUUGGCCAUGAGAAGCGUCAAAGAGACGAUAGAGGACGUCAACAAUCGCGCGAGAUUAACAAAAGGCGCAGACUCACAUCACCAGAAAGAUGGGAGAUUCAACAACUCAUAGCUUCGGGCGCUGCCUCCGCAGCUGAUUAUCCAGAACUUAAUAUGGCCCAGGAGGAUGAAUUCGCCAAAGACAAGAAUUCGGAUGAGCUUGUUGAAGUUGAGCUUGACAUAAAAGAACCAGCUUUUCUCAAAGGCAAAUUGUCUGAUGCUAUGUCAGUGAAUCCCAUGAUCAUUCUCAAAAAUCCGGAGGGAUCGCUUUCGCGUGCAGCGAUGACUGGCUCAAAGCUCGCACAACAGAUGAAGGACGAAAAAAACUCUUUGCAAAAAGAGCAAGGUAGACUUUUGCGCAAGCAUGAUGAAAGUGGUGCCGCUUUGGAUGCCAUAUUGAAGAAAGAUAAGAAACGCCAAGAAGCUACGGAGGAUGUCAUUAGUCAAUGGAGAAGAAAACAAAAGGCAAAUCCCAAGGCUAAUAAAUUGUCGAAAAUGAGUAUUCCAGAAACUCGAAAGACGCUUCCAAUUUAUUCCAUGCGAGCAGAACUCGUGUCUGCUGUCCGCGAUAAUCAGUUUUUGGUAAUUGUCGGAGAAACUGGUUCAGGUAAAACAACACAGAUUGUGCAAUACAUGUAUGAGGAGGGUAUUAUGUUGCGAGAUGGUCAGGAAAAGCUCAUAGGGUGCACUCAGCCAAGAAGAGUGGCUGCUGUUUCAGUGGCAGCACGAGUAGCUGAGGAGAUGGGCUGCAAAGUUGGACAAAAGGUCGGAUAUACUAUCCGGUUUGAGGACAUGACCUCUGCUGACACGAAAAUCAAGUAUAUGACCGACGGUAUUUUGCAAAGGGAGGCUCUUCUCGAUCCUGCAAUGCUGAAAUAUCUGUUAAUUAUGCUUGAUGAGGCUCACGAAAGAACAAUAGCCACUGAUGUUCUAUUCACCUUGUUGAAAGAUGCAGCAAGUAAAAACCCCUCUUUAAAAGUAAUUGUUACCUCGGCAACACUUGAUUCAGAGAAAUUUAGCCACUUCUUUAAUGAUUGCCCUGUUAUUAAGAUCCCGGGACGCACUUUUCCUGUUAAAAUUGACUUUUCGCGUGAGCCUGAGCCCGACUACUUGGCGGCUGCUUUGGAUUGUGUCAUGCAAAUUCAUGUCGCUGAGCCCGACGGUGAUAUAUUGGUAUUCUUGACAGGUCAAGAAGAAAUCGAAACCGGGUUUGACGCUUUGACAAAUCGAAUGAAAAAGCUAGGCGGCGCUGUACCUGAGCUUCUUAUUGUUCCCGUUUACGCUGCUUUGCCCUCAGAGCUACAGGCCAAGGUGUUCGAGCCAGCGCCAGAAGGGAUGAGGAAGGUUAUUCUAGCAACCAAUAUUGCAGAGACUUCGAUUACAAUUGACGGAGUGAAGUAUGUUGUCGAUCCAGGCUUCGUUAAAAUCAAUGCCUACGAUCCGAAGCUAGGAAUGGAUAGUUUGGUGGUCUCUCCCAUUUCUCAGGCACAAGCCAAUCAAAGAAGUGGAAGAGCUGGUCGUACAGGUCCUGGAAAGUGCUAUCGCCUCUAUACGGAAGCGGCAUUUCACAAUGAGAUGCUUCCUAAUACGAUUCCUGAGAUUCAGCGACAGAACUUAUCGGCCACCAUUUUAAUGCUCAAAGCAAUGGGCAUCCACGAUUUGAUGAAUUUCGGAUUUAUGGAUCCUCCUCCGCCACAAACAAUGGCAAAUGCCCUCCACGAGCUAUACACGUUGGACGCUUUGGACGACAACGGAUAUUUAACCGGGAUUGGUAGAAAGAUGGCAGACUUUCCAAUGGAGCCCGCUCUUGCGAAGACCGUCUUGGCCUCAGUUGAUCAUGGCUGCGCGUCAGAAAUUCUUACAAUCGUAGCCAUGCUCUCUGUCCAAACAGUAUUCUAUAGACCAAAAGAGAAGCAGGCCGCAGCGGACCAAAGAAAACAACGAUUUCACAGCAUCCACGGAGACCAUCUCACAUAUCUCAAUGUCUAUAGAGCUUGGGAGCUGAGUGGGCGCUCAUCCCGCUGGUGUAAGGACAAUUUUAUCUACGAACGAAGCAUGAAAAGAGCCUACGAUGUAAGAGGACAAUUAAUGGCUAUCAUGGCCCGGUUUAAACUCAGUGUUCUCAGUAACGACAACAACAAUACUAUCCGGCGAGCGUUUUGCUCUGGUUUCUUCCGAAAUCUGGCCAGGCGAGACCCACAAGACGGAGUCUAUAACACCUUAUUCGACCAGACGCCUGUGCAUCUUCAUCCUUCGCUGGCUCUAUUUGGAAAGAGCGUAGAAUACGUCAUUUACCACACACUCUUGCUCACAACCAAGGAGUACAUGCACUGCUCCACUGCCAUUGAUCCGCGCUGGCUCCCGGAGUUGGCGCCCAAAUUCUUUCGCAAAUCCGAUCCUGCCAAUCUUUCAGAUCGCCAAAAGAGAGAAAAAAUUGUACCUUUGUUCAACAAGUAUGCAGAAAAUCAGGAUGCAUGGCGUCUAUCUGCGCAAGUGGAAGCUAAGAAGAAAGCUUUGGAACUUUUGCACCAAUAG
Messenger RNA from Australozyma saopauloensis, 3333 nucleotides. It is a transcript of the gene PRP22, whose product is annotated as DEAH-box ATP-dependent RNA helicase. The coding region runs from base 1 to 3333 and encodes 1110 amino acids. The transcript has a single exon. NCBI's taxonomy places the organism in Eukaryota, Fungi, Ascomycota, Pichiomycetes, Serinales, Metschnikowiaceae. Gene Ontology annotation, biological process: spliceosomal complex disassembly. The record is from RefSeq and is a predicted model, not a curated record. Gene Ontology annotation, molecular function: RNA binding; ATP binding; RNA helicase activity. Gene Ontology annotation, cellular component: catalytic step 2 spliceosome; intracellular anatomical structure.